Messenger RNA from Lolium rigidum, 693 nucleotides. RefSeq names its product U4/U6 small nuclear ribonucleoprotein Prp31 homolog. Gene Ontology annotation, cellular component: U4/U6 x U5 tri-snRNP complex; U4 snRNP; precatalytic spliceosome. Gene Ontology annotation, biological process: mRNA splicing, via spliceosome; spliceosomal tri-snRNP complex assembly. The record is from RefSeq and is a predicted model, not a curated record. NCBI's taxonomy places the organism in Eukaryota, Viridiplantae, Streptophyta, Magnoliopsida, Poales, Poaceae. The transcript has 3 exons. Bases 1 to 693 code for a protein of 230 amino acids.
AUGACGUGGGUGGCAAACUACCUGCGCUCGCGCUCGCUCUCACCUACCUCGUGCUCGCUCAGCGGUUCCUCUAAAAAAGUCGAAGGAGCACUUGAGAAAAACAUAGACUUAUCUAAUCAAGGAUUCAUUCUAGAGGAUCCAGAGUACCAGCUUAUUGUUGACUGCAAUGCUUUAUCAGUAGAUAUUGAGAAUGAGCUCAUUACAAUCCUCAAUUUCAUACGUGACAAGUAUAGGCUGAAGUUUCCUGAGCUGGAAUCCCUUGUUCAUCAUCCGAUUGAUUAUGCCCCUGUUGUUAAGAAGAUUGGAAAUGAGAUGGAUUUAACCCUGGUAGAUCUGGAACGGCUUUUACCUUCUGAAGCUAUAAUGGUUGUCUCCGUUACAGCAUCAACAACUAGUGGGAAGCCUCUUUCUGAGGAGAAUUUGGUGAAAACAGUUGAAGCAUGUGACAGAGCCCUAAAUCUUGAUGCCGCAAAGAAAAACGGAAGGGACUUGAGACUACCCUGCUCUUCAACUUUCACCAACUCUCCGCCCUCAACGAGCUAUCAUCCCGGCCGCGCCAACCUCACGAGGCCAAUUGACAUCGCCCGCACGUUCGCUGGAUUCAAGGGCAACUCGCCGGCGUCCAUGGCCCUCGUCGCCGUUGCCAUCGCCGGCAAUUGCACCACCAUCAUACUAGCCUUCGCUCUUCUGUAA